Messenger RNA from Strigops habroptila (Kakapo), 2818 nucleotides. RefSeq names its product splicing factor, arginine/serine-rich 19-like. The record is from RefSeq and is a predicted model, not a curated record. Gene Ontology annotation, molecular function: RNA polymerase II C-terminal domain binding. Lineage: Eukaryota; Metazoa; Chordata; Aves; Psittaciformes; Psittacidae.
GUCCUCAUCCCCAAAGGGGGGGUCCCCAUCUCCGGGCUCCCCCCAUUGCCCUGUGCCCCCCCCAGGCCGUGCCGUGCCCAUGGAGGAGGAGGAGAAGCCGCGGCCCCCGGGGGGGCGGGAGGAGCCACCGGAGGAGGGGGGGGGACCCGGGGGGGCCCCCCCAGAGCCCGAGGGGCCGCUGCGGCCCGGCCAGGCCCUGGUGAAGGCUCUGCAGCGAGUGGUGAGCGGCGCCCUCCAAGGCUGGGCCCUGGCUGAAGAGCCCAUGAGGAAGAGGUCGGUUCGGUGCUGGGGACCCCACGCCGAGGCCUGGGAGGCGCCGGGGGGGCCCCAGCUCCCGCAGGGCUGCGCGGCCUCGCUGCGGGCCCAGCUCUUCCUGGCCUCUGGAAUUGGGGGGGAGGCCGAGGCCCCCCCCCGAGGAGCUGGAGCUGGUGGCCGAGGUGCGGGUGGGGGGCAGCGGGGCCCUGGCGGCCGCCUCCCGCCUCCUGCAGCCCGGCCCGGCCCGGCGGCGCCACAAAGGCCACCUCCCCGGCUCCUCCUCUCGCCGCUGGCGCAUCCCGGGGGGUGCCCCCCCGUGCCCCCCCCCCGUGUCCCCCCCCCUCCGCUCAUCCCCCCCCUCUCAUCCCCCCCCCGUUCCCCCCACCCCGCCCCCGCCGCACCCCCCCUCCCCAAACCACCGCAGCAGCAGCAGCGCCCCCCCCCGAACCUGCCCCCCCCGGCCCCGCGGCAGGAGCCGGCGCGGAGCCACCCCCCCGAUUCCUCUUCCUCUUCCUCCUCUUCCCGCUCUUCCUCCUCUUCCUCUUCCUCCUCUUCCUCCUCCUCGUCCUCUUCCGGCGCCCCCCCCCCGGCCACGUUCCGGCCCCAUUCCCCAAUCCUGGAUAUUUAUGACCCUUUCCACCCCACGGAUGAGGAGAACCCCCCCCCCGGCGCCGACUUUCCCUACGGAGCAUCCUCUUCCUCCCCCCCCAAAGAGGCCGAAGGGCACCAGGAUCAGAAGUACGAUCCCUUCGAUCCCACCGGCUCCAACCCCAGCUCGUCCCGCAGCAGCCCCAGCCCGGAGGAGGAGGAGGAAGAGGAGGAGGAGGAAGAAGAAGAAGAGGAGGAAGAGGAAGAGGAGGACGAGGAAGAGCCCCCCCGCCCCGACGUGUCCCACAGCAUCAGCCGCAUCUCCGAGACCUUGGCCGGGAUCUACGACGACAACAGCCUGAGCCAGGACUUUGAGAAGGAGCCGGAGCCGGAACCGGAGCCUCCGGCUUCCCAAAUCCCUCCCGGAGCCGACUCCACGCUCCCGGAAGAGGAAGAGGAGGAAGAGGAAGAAGAAGAGGAGGAGGAAGAGGAGGAAGAGGAAGCGGCCGCCCCGGCCUCGGGCAGCGUUCCGGAGCCGCGGCGCCGCGUCUUCGUGGUGGAUUUGGCCACUAAGAAGCACCCGGAAUGCGACGGGAAGCUGGAAGGGAAGUUAUCCCUGGAAGUGGUGGCCGCCGGCAACGCCAAAGCGCCGCCGCAGGGCGCCGCGUCCCGAGGGGCCAAGAGGCACCGGGCCCGGCGCGAGUGGGCCGCGAGCACCGGCGAUUCCGAGAUCGAGGAAGGGGAGAUCGUCCCGCACGAGGACGAGCGCUACAGCCCCCUGCGGCUAUUCCGGAGCUCGGGAAUCAGCUCCGGCUCCGGCCCCGGCGCCGCCUCCGGCCCCAUCCGAGCGCGGGCGCCGGAGCCGCGGGCGCCGCGGGUGCCGGAGGGGGACGAUUUCUUGUCUCUCCAUGCGGAUUCCGAUGAGGAAGGCGAUUUCGGAGCCGAGAACCAACCGGAUCCGCGCUGGAAAAGCACCGGCUCCGACCUGCGCCGCAAGAUCCUGAGCCAGCGGCGGCUCCGCGCCCCCCCCCUCGCCCCAUUCGCCAUCGGCCGCAUCCCGGAAGAAGCCCAAACGCUCCCGGGAACGCGGCUCCUCCGGCUCCGUGGGAUGGGAGGGAAGAAACCCCCCGAUCCGCCUCCCAAAUCCAAGGAGCGGCACCGGCGCCGCGGCUCCCGCUCCCGCUCCCGGCGGCGUUCCUGGUCCCGCGGGCGCCGUUCCCGCUCGCGGGAGAAGCGCCGGAGCCGGCGCUCGGGAAGCACCGCGCGGCGUUCCCGCCAUAAGGAAAAGCACCGCGGCGAGGGCGGGAAGAAGAAGAAGAAGCAGCAGCAGCGCUCCCGCUCCCGGGAACGCCGCUCGUCCCGCCGGGAAGCGCUGGAUUCCAAGGGCGACAAGAGCGCGGAAGCGGCGGCGCGGCGCCGGGAAGCGCGGCCCGUGGUGCCGCCAUCCAUCCAGGAGCUGAACGAUUCCGACCUCUUCGCCAUCAAAAGGACCAUCACGGUGAGCCGGAGGGAGGGAACGCCGGAGCCCGCCAAGCGGGAAGUGCUCUACGACUCCGAAGGGAUGAGCUUCGAGGGUUAUUCCGACCGGGAGCCUCCGGAAGCGCCGCUCCGGGCCGGGAAAGGGGAAGCGCGGCCGGCGGCGGAAGGCAAGAAGGAAAAGGAGCGGAAACGGAGCCGAUCCCAGGAGCAGCCGGGCCGGGAGAAGCACAAGAAGAAGUUCAAGGAGAACCCGGCUCCGGAUCCCGGGAAAGCGGAGAAGGAGAAGGCUCCGCGCAGCGACCGGGAUAAGGGCAGGAAGAGCAAGCGGGAAGGGCACCGGGAGAGCAGCGGGAACGCCGGCCGCAAGGUGAAGCUCCAAUCCAAGGUGUCCGUGCUCAUCCGGGAAGGCGUCACCUCCACCACGGUGCCCAAGGAAAGCGGCUCCGGCUCCAUCGGCUCCGGCUCCAUCGGCAUCAAGUUCACCCGCGAUGCCGAG